AUGACGACAGAAGCAUCCAACACAGAUGCGAAGCCCUCUGAUAUUCUGAACGGGGACGUGACCUUGCCUGCUGGCCGGGCGGAAGGCUCAUUAGAUCCGGAGUCAGAUGAGGAUGUCCCUGUCGAGGCGGACGAACUGAAGGAGGCGCUAGGACGACCCCCGCCGGUGAACAGCAGCUACCUCCCUCUUCCUUGGAAAGGGCGGCUUGGAUAUGCCUGUUUGAACACCUACCUGCGCUACUCGACCCCACCCGUCUUCUGUUCCCGAACGUGCCGCAUCGCAUCCAUUUUGGAGAAUAGACACCCACUCCAAGACCCCGAGCAGCCUCCACACCCUACCAAGAAUCGACCAGACCGAAACCAGCCCGCGGAUGUGGCACGAGGUCAGGCCUUUGUUGAGUCGCUAGGCUUAGCUAACGCGCGUGACCUCGUGAAGCUCAUACGCUGGAAUGACAAAUAUGGAAUCAAAUUCAUGCGACUCAGCAGUGAGAUGUUCCCCUUCGCCAGCCAUAAAGAGUACGGUUAUAAACUGGCGCCGUUUGCCGCUGAGGCAUUGGGCGAAGCUGGACGAGUGAUUGCAGAACUCGGUCACCGAGCAUCCGUUCAUCCCGGUCAAUUCACCCAGCUAGGCUCGCCUAAGAGGGAAGUAGUUGAAAGCUCAUACCGUGAUUUGGAAUAUCACUCCGAACUGCUGCAGCUGCUCAAGCUGCCUCCUCAGCAAGAUCGCGAUGCGAUCAUGAUUCUGCAUAUGGGAGGAGUCUUUGGCGACAAGGCCGCGACCCUGGACCGGUUCCGGGAAAACUAUGCUGUCUUAUCCCAGGAUAUCAAGAACCGACUGGUUCUAGAAAAUGAUGAUGUCAGCUGGACUGUGCAUGAUCUGUUGCCUGUUUGCGAGGAACUCAAUAUUCCUCUGGUCCUCGACUAUCACCACCAUAAUAUCCUUUUCGAUGUGAACGAAGUUCGCGAGGGGACACAGGACAUCGUCGCUCUUUACGACCGCAUCGCGGCUACCUGGUCCCGCAAGAACAUCACACAGAAGAUGCACUACUCGGAGCAAACUGCUCCUGCCAUCACACCUCGCCAACGUCGCAAGCAUAGUGAUCGAGUGGCCACCCUACCACCCUGUGCGCCUACCAUGGAUCUCAUGAUUGAAGCCAAGGACAAGGAGCAAGCCGUGUUUGAACUGAUGAGGACGUUUAAGCUCCCCGGCCAUGACCUCUUCAACGAUAUCAUUCCAUAUACACGGACAGACGAAAACAAGCCAUUCAAGCCGCCCAGGAAAUCGAAAAAGAACGGUGGCUUUGUUGAUCUGGAAGGCUCUGUUCCGCCACCUCGCACCAUUCCUGACGAGGAAGUUGGCAUGGGUGGCCCAGAAAGAAGAGUCUAUUGGCCCCGCGGAAUGGAAGAAUGGCUUCGGCCAGCAAAGAAGGUUCCAAAGCCCAAGGCUUCUCCUAGCCCAAGGAAGAUGAAGAUUGAGCCUUCUGCUGCGAAUGGGACAUUGGAAACCCCGGUGAAGAAAACAGCCAUGGCUCCCAAGCGCACCUCUACUCCGGCCAAGUCACGAGCCAAACGCAAGGUCGAGGAAAUGGAAGAGUCUACUCCCGAGUCGGAGUUGAGUGGUUUGUCUGUGGACCAAGACAGGGUCACCACAAAGACUACCACGACUAGGAGGAGUAGCCGCGUCAAGAAGGUUAAUUAUGCCGAGGAAAGCGCAUAA
Molecule: messenger RNA, 1716 nt
Organism: Penicillium argentinense
Lineage: Eukaryota; Fungi; Ascomycota; Eurotiomycetes; Eurotiales; Aspergillaceae
Product: UV-endonuclease UVE-1
Exons: 2
Coding region: 1-1716 (571 amino acids)
Biological process (GO): nucleotide-excision repair; response to UV; mitochondrial DNA repair
Cellular component (GO): mitochondrion; nucleus
Molecular function (GO): endonuclease activity
Source: RefSeq, a predicted model, not a curated record